ACUGGGAGUAAGCUAAGAGCCCCGCGGGGAGCAGACCUCACCCCGCAGCCGCCGAGCAGCUCCCCGGCGGCGCUCCUCUGCGCAGGCGCACACCGCCCGCUUCCGCCGGGGGCGGGCCUGGGGCGCUGGGGGUUGUCCCCGCAGACCCAGCGGCGUCAGUCCCCCAGCCUGCGCCCAUGGAGUUCAAGGGUCGCCGGGGGUUGCGCCGGGCACCCGGGAAGGCCUUGGCGACCCCGGAGCCCGGGCAGGAGCCGGGAACCCGGGCGGUGGCGGGCGCUGCCGGCCCCAGUGCCGCCGGAGCCCGCCGCUUCCUGCUCUGCCUGUACCUGGUGGGCUUCUUGGAUUUGUUUGGUGUCAGCAUGGUUGUCCCUUUGUUGAGCCUUCACGUCCGGUCCCUUGGAGCAAGUCCAACAGUGGCUGGAAUAGUAGGCUCCUCCUAUGGCAUUUUGCAACUCUUUUCUAGCACAUUGGUGGGCUGCUGGAGUGAUGUGGUGGGAAGAAGGUCCUCUCUGCUGGUGUGCAUUUUGCUCAGUGCCCUCGGCUACCUCCUCCUCGGAGCAGCAACAAAUGUGUUCCUGUUUGCCCUGGCUAGGGUCCCUGCAGGUAUAUUUAAACAUACCCUCUCCAUCUCAAGGGCUCUGCUUUCUGAUCUGGUUGCCGAAAAGGAACGGCCAUUUGUAAUCGGACAUUUCAAUACAGCGUCCAGUGUGGGCUUCAUCUUGGGUCCCAUGGUUGGCGGCUAUCUCACCGAAUUAGAUGGCGGGUUUUAUCUGACAGCUUUCAUCUGUUUUUCUGUCUUCAUUCUCAAUGCUGGUCUCGUCUGGCUGUUUCCAUGGAGUGAAGCGAAACCCAGCAGGUCACUGCACCGCCGGGUGCAGCGUGCAUGGCAGGAAGCGGAUGGCACUCACCAGCCCAAGGCCAGUGGGAAGGCUGCGUGGCCACCCUGGGCCCAGCUGCUGUCUGCCUUGCGGGACAUGAAGAGCCUGGUGUUUUCUGACAUGUGGGACAUAUUCCUCGUGCGCCUGCUGAUGGCCGUGGCGGUCAUGCUAUACUACAGCAAUUUCGUCCUGGCCCUGGAGGAGCGCUUCGGGGUGCGGCCGAAGACCACGGGCUACCUCAUCAGCUACAGCAGCGCGCUGGGGGCGCUGGCGGGCUUCGCGCUGGGGCCCAUCCUGCGGCUGUACCGGCACGACGCACACGCCGUGCUGCUGCACUCCAGCGCGCUCACCUGCGCCCUGCUACUGCUGUACUCCGUGGCGCCCACCGUGGGCCUGGUGGUCUUCUCCUCCACGCUGCUGGCCUUCUCCACCGCCCUCGGCAGGACUUGCGUCACCGACCUCCAGCUGACCGUGGGCGGCUCCCAGGCCAGUGGCGCCCUCAUAGGCCUGGGGCAGUCGGUGACCGCCGUGGGCCGCAUCAUCGCCCCGCUCCUCUCCGGAGUCGCCCAGGAGGUGAGCCCUUGUGGACCCCCCAGCCUGGGUGCCGCGUUGGCUUUGGUGGCUAUUGUCAUCAUGUCACUAAACAAACCUCGCUCUAGUGGCAGCAGGAUUGGUAAAUUAAAACGUGAGUAGGAUGGACUCAGAUGACACACACAGGCCAUCAUGAGAGGGUGCUUGGGAACUUUUGCUGACCUAGGCAGCCCCCAUUUCCAGGGGUGCACGUGUGGCUGGCCUUCCGGGUCAGCCCUCAGCUGUGCAGGGCUGUGCCUGAGAGAUGACCAGAAGUCACCGCAGUGCCAAGGAAGGGUCCGACUGAGCAAAGCUUCCCCGAGGGGAGGGUAUUCAACACUUCCCCCCAGAGUCUCUCUCGGCUUCCUGUUCCAGUGAGGUCAGCAUUCCCAAGGGAUGAGAAGCCCUGGCUACAGGGUAGGGAAAUGUGGUGAACUAGGUAAAGGGGACACACACACACACACUUUUCUACUGGAAACCAGGGUGGCCUGUUCGUCACAUGCUGGCCGACUGCGGCAAGGGUCUCUGUUAAAUGCCAUAAGCUGAGAGGGCACUUUUCUGCUACUGAGGUUAAAGAAGCUGCUUUAUUAAAACCAGUCUGGGAGCCAGCAGGUGGCAUGGUGGUUAAAGACUCACACCUGGCCAACCAUGAUUCAAGUCCUGGACCUACUGGCUUCCUUUCUCACUUUCUCUCUCUCCCAUGCAUGCACUUUCUCUCUGGUCAAAUUGGAAAAUAAUAAUAAUAAGUUAAGUUAAAAUAAUCCUUUAUAGGAAGAAAAAAAAAAAAACAGUCUGUCACUUUCCCAAAGCUGAUUAAAAAGAACAUGCUGGUGGGGGCCAGCAGGCGGCAGUGAGGUUCUAGUGCUGAAUUCCCACAUGGCCAACCAUGGUUCAAGUCCCAAACUCGGUGACUUGAAAAUCACACCAGGUACAU
Tupaia belangeri chinensis (Chinese tree shrew) is the source of this 2382-nucleotide messenger RNA. RefSeq names its product solute carrier family 67 member 2 (gene SLC67A2). Gene Ontology annotation, molecular function: transmembrane transporter activity. The record is from RefSeq and is a predicted model, not a curated record. NCBI's taxonomy places the organism in Eukaryota, Metazoa, Chordata, Mammalia, Scandentia, Tupaiidae. The transcript has 6 exons. Gene Ontology annotation, biological process: transmembrane transport. The coding region runs from base 177 to 1571 and encodes 464 amino acids.